AUGCGACAUUUAUGUCGCUGGCGAAAUCUUCUUGAUGACUUAGCUUUUCAACAUCAAUUUAAUCUUUUCAAGAUUUCAUUUCCAUUGUCUGCAACUCAAUUAGAAGAACUUGCAAAUCAUCAUUGCAACGACAAUGAUGAAGCUUUAUCAUUGAAGAAGAAAAGCUUUAAGUUUGAUGUAAUUGAAAAGAUUGACGUAAAAUUUUAUUUUUAA
Messenger RNA from Clunio marinus, 213 nucleotides. The record is from the annotation of a GenBank genome assembly. Lineage: Eukaryota; Metazoa; Arthropoda; Insecta; Diptera; Chironomidae.